CAGAGGGCCAAGUCUCCAGAUGCCGCCAAGCAUGUGGCUGCACUCAAAGCCCUUGCCAAGCACGAGGAAGAUCGCAACUGGUGGACGGAAGAUGAACAAAAAUUGCGCUCCGGAAAAUGUGCUCGCUGGUGGUGCUGGGUGCGGAGUCAUGACAUAGAAAUCACUUCAUAUGCAGUGCUCUCGCUGUUGGAAUCGGGCCAGGUGACUCCCGAUUCGUUGCUUAAUUCGAUUCGCUGGCUGGUGGCACAGAGGAACAGCUUUGGGGGUUUUGCUUCUUCGCAGGAUACGGUGGUUGGCCUGCAGGCCCUCAUACAGUUCGCCAAGACGUCCGGCUAUGAGCCAGCUAAGUGGGACGUGUCCGUUUCCAAUCAUGGUCAGUGGGAAAAGACUGAGAGGCUCAGCCUGACAGAAGAUAACAAUUUGCUACUACAAACCGUGGAGUUCCCUCAAGGCACCAAGUCCCUGUCGUACGAGGCGAAGGGAACUGGCGCUGCUCUGCUACAAAUAAGCUACCAGUACAAUAUUGUCGAGAAGGAACCGAAGCCCAGCUUCAAGAUUGAAGCUGUUAUUAAGCCGGAAUCGCCCCCAGCCAAGCUAAACCUCAAUGUAUGACUUGAGUAUGUAGAGGAGGG
This is a messenger RNA of Drosophila navojoa, 632 nucleotides long. RefSeq names its product CD109 antigen-like. The record is from RefSeq and is a predicted model, not a curated record. NCBI's taxonomy places the organism in Eukaryota, Metazoa, Arthropoda, Insecta, Diptera, Drosophilidae.